Hirsutella rhossiliensis is the source of this 1551-nucleotide messenger RNA. RefSeq names its product centromere DNA-binding protein complex CBF3 subunit. The coding region runs from base 1 to 1551 and encodes 516 amino acids. Gene Ontology annotation, molecular function: DNA binding. The transcript has 7 exons. NCBI's taxonomy places the organism in Eukaryota, Fungi, Ascomycota, Sordariomycetes, Hypocreales, Ophiocordycipitaceae. The record is from RefSeq and is a predicted model, not a curated record.
AUGGCCGCGGACGACUCGUACACGGCAGCUGACGAGCGCGCCCGUGCCGCCCGGAGGGCGGGCAUCCAGGCGAAGAAGGACGAACAGCCGGCGAACACGACGCGGAGUUACGCGGCGAAGCAGCGGGAGUGGAAGGCGCGUCCCCCGGCCGGCCUGGUGCCAUACGCCCGGGCUGCAGCAGACGGCUCGCUCUAUAGCUGGCCCGACGGCGAGCUCGUAACGCCGGACAAGCUGGCGGCGUGGCUCAAAGAGGAUAUCCUGUUACGACGCGUUGUGCCGCCGCAGAAGAAGCCGCGCGCGGGACCGCGGAAGCGACGGGAUCCAGGCCGGCUACCUCCCGAUGAAUGGCUUCGGAUCCAGGAUCUCCUUCUCACUGGCGCCGCGUAUACGCCGCAAAACCUCCGUACGCGAGUCGACCUCCUCUUCGGCCACUACUACCUCUUACGGGGGGAGAACCGGCGCAAGAUGGAGCUUGCAGACCUAUCCCUACUCGACUAUCCGCCUUCGGAGGCCCGACCCCUGUGGUUGCCUGGCCCUAGCACAGCUCUUCUUUGGCGCUGGCACGUCGCCGGCGAACCCCGUCCUUCCGGCGCCGUCAGGACUGGUAUCGGAUCAAGGUCCUCGUCGGGCGGGACCGCGAGCAGGAGCUCGUACCCGACACAGCUACAAGAGACCUGGCGUAUCUUCGGCGCUGCCGGCCUUAUCGCGUCGAAGAAGACGCACCUCCCGCGCAGGGUGGGCGCCCAGGACGCGGAGACCCAUGGCACGUCGCUCGCCCAGAUCUCGCAGGCCGGCCGCUGGAACCAGAGCGUGCUCUGCCAGGCAUAUCUUACGCACCUACCGCGGCAGUUCAUGCGUAUCGUCGCCGGCUUCUCGGCCUCCCGGGGACUACUCGCGCGUGCGGCUCACGAACCCCAAGGCGGUCUCGACGACGACGACCCAGCCGCUGACGGCUUCCUUGCUUAUGCGGCGCCUGCGUAUAGUACUUCUGCAGGACCUGGCCGUCCCACAGCUCCGCUACCCGUCGCUAGCGUUCUUCGCCUACGCCCCUUUGGCGGGCCCGAGUGGGACGAGUUCGCCGUCGCCGUGCGGUCCACCGCGGUAGGGGCUAUGGAGCCGAAUAGUCAGCGGCUCGCCAUCCGGCUUGAGGCCCGGCUGGACGGGAUUCAGGGCGGCCUCGAUGCCCUCCUCCAAGGCAAGGUCCCUAUCACCUUUACCGGCUACUUCGGAGCCGGAGUGCAGUUCUGUCGCCGGAAGGUGAUCUGGGACGAGCUGUUGGCCCGUAUGGCGUCCGGCAAAUGCAAGGAGGCGGCCGUUGCAGAGCUAGAGCUGUUACGCGCCGGCCGAAGCUUGAACCGACUCGUCGACGAGCUCAAACAGCGCCGACGGCGGGGCCAGGAUCGGGGCCAGGGCCAGGGCCAGAUACGGGUACAGGUAGGGACCCCGUGCCCGAUGACCCAGGUCCAGGCCGGGACCAGGUCCAACUCGAGGUCAGGGCCGUCGGGGGCGGAGGACCCGGCUGGGAAAGCGGACCGCCCCUCGUCGACGUAA